AUGGGGAUAUGGUGCGGGAAGCAAAACAUAGGCUUCCAAGCGGAGCGGUUUAACCACCCUCGCGCUGCAGGGGGUAUUUUCUAUUUCGAAGCAUUAACGGUUGUUUCUGCCCUAGAGUGGGCUUGCGCACAACCCGUUCGACCUAAACGUCUCGUCAUUUUUUGCGAUAACACAAACGCCGUCAACGUGUUCGACAAGCUGAAGGCCGACGACCCAUAUAACGACAUCCUCCUUUACUCCAUUCAGCUUCGUCAGUACUACGAGAUCGAUCUGCGCGUUGUGUGGAUCCGAAGCGAGGAGAACCCAAUCGCAGAUGCGAUAUCUCGAUUCGAUCUAGGUACGGUACUUCGUCUGGCACCGGGCGCUCGUAUCUUUCAGUUUCAACCCCCUCGACUUCCGCUGGGGGCAGCGGGGUUAUGA
Stereum hirsutum FP-91666 SS1 is the source of this 420-nucleotide messenger RNA. RefSeq lists its product as uncharacterized. The record is from RefSeq and is a predicted model, not a curated record. The coding region runs from base 1 to 420 and encodes 139 amino acids. NCBI's taxonomy places the organism in Eukaryota, Fungi, Basidiomycota, Agaricomycetes, Russulales, Stereaceae. The transcript has a single exon.